AUGUCAGAUGUACACUUGAACCAUGCUGAUGCAUCUGAACGGUACUUUAUGUCAACUCCUGUAAAAGAAUGGUCUUAUCCUGGAUAUCUCGAAGCUAUGCAGCCUCACUUCAACGUUCUAAACUGGAGUCACUAA
Messenger RNA from Paraglomus occultum, 135 nucleotides. NCBI's taxonomy places the organism in Eukaryota, Fungi, Glomeromycota, Glomeromycetes, Paraglomerales, Paraglomeraceae. The record is from the annotation of a GenBank genome assembly.